Messenger RNA from Dermacentor andersoni, 1590 nucleotides. NCBI's taxonomy places the organism in Eukaryota, Metazoa, Arthropoda, Arachnida, Ixodida, Ixodidae. The record is from RefSeq and is a predicted model, not a curated record.
UAGCGCCCGUUCUGCACUCAGUCUCUCUCUCUCGCGAUAGCAGACUGACGCCACCGAAGCAGCGUGCAACCAACGUGACCAACGGUACAACCCAGUUCGAAGAUGGCGCCGACAAAGCGUAAAGCUGUGUCGCUUGACACGAAGAUGGAUAUUUUGCAGGACUCUCGACGCGGCUUCAAGGUGAGCGCCCUCGUGAAGAAAUAUGAGCUCGCCCAGUCGACGAUAUCAACCAUCUUGAAAACCGGGACGAUUGUGAAGGCAGGAGCUAUCGGCGGCCAUGCCGAUCAGCGGAAAAGGGUUAGAGACCCUUUGUACGCCGAUGUUGAAGAGGCGCUUUACCAGUGGUUCAUCACAACCCGCGCGCAUAAUGUGCCUAUUAGUGGGCCAAUACUUGCCACCAAAGCGAAAAACUUCGCUUUUCUUCUGGGACGGCCAAAUUUUGAGCCUGGGGGAGGCUGGAUUCAGCGCUUUAAAGAGCGGCACGGAAUCGUUUACAAAAACGUGGUAGGGGAAGCGGCGUCCUUGGACACAGAGGCAAAGCAGCAGUGGCUGCAGACAAAGCUGCCCAGCGUGCUGGAGCGCUACGCGGAGAAGGACAUAUAUAAUUGCGAUGAAACUGCUUUGUUUUUUCAAAUGUUGCCGUCUAAGACUCACGCUCUUAAAGGAGAUCGAUGCCCCGGCGGGAAGCACUCGAAACUUAGGGUGACCGUGUUGCUGUGCGUUAGCAUGGACGGGAGCCAUCGUCUCAAUGCAGACAGUGCUGCCUCGUUCUGCGAUGAGGUCACCGACGAGGCGAUCGCCGAAGAUGUGCUGUCUCGACAGACGGCAAAGUUGUGCGACGGUGGCGACGGCAGCAGCGACAGUGACAACGAGAUUGGCAGUGGCUCCUUGACCCCGACCACGAUGUCCACGCAAAAUGCACUGUCGUCGAUCGACUCCUUAAUUGAUUUUAUGCAUGCCAAAGGAUUGCCGCCAGUGUUCGCGCAGCAGCUGGAAUCCAUGCACACCGCGGUUGUGAAGCUGAAGCUGCCGCAAAAGCAAGUGCAGAUUUCGGACUAUGUCGGCGCGCCUAACCCUUGACACGGUCAUUGGCGCUACAAAUAAAGUUUGUUUUUCACAGCCGACUUUCUACAUCAUCUAUUCUUUAGAGCAAGUAGCGAAUUCGAGUUCGGAGCUGCAAAGGUAUGUUCAGCGUUUUUUUUUUUUUUUUUAUAACUGCAGUCCAGAUAUAGCGAUCAUCGGUUAUAACGAUCAUAUUUUUCAUCUUUCUCGAUAUCGUUAUAAGUGGACUGCACUGUAUGUCAAUGUUGGUACAUACCAAGUUAACGAAACGACCAUGAGAGAACCAAGACAUAGGCGGCUGUUUGAUCACCUACAUGACACACGUCAUGAUAUUCAUGUCAUGACCGAUCAUUGAUGUUCGUCUACACUCGUCAUAUUAUGCAAAUUUUGCUACAUACCAAGAUGUAGGCGGCUGUUUCAUGACCUACAUGACACACAUUUCAUGUUCAUCACUCUUUUCAUACUAUGCCAAUUUUAGUACAUACCAAGUUAACGAAAUGACCAUGAAAGCACCAAGACGUAGGUGGC